AUGUCGUGGAAUCAUACACCCCCGCCACUCAGCCCUAGAAGGCCGAAAGUUCAACAAUCUUGGGAGGGAACGCCCACGAUUAGCCUCUAUGAUUCAAGUCGUGAAUUUUUCGAUAGCAGCCAAAACAUGCAAAAGACGGGAUCACCGAUACAAAACCAAAUGAUCCGAAAAAGUCCCACGAGUCAAGUCAAAAAAUUGAAUUAUGGAAAAUAUUGUCUGCCAAAUCCAAGACAUCAAAUGUCAGAUCCGGGUAGCUAUUACAGCAUGAUUUCAGCAGUACCGAAUUCUCCAAAUUCCCCUGCCUCUCAAACGUUUGAUAUGGAACUUUCAGUAACGCCCCAACACUCUCGAACUCCCUUAAAAUCAGUCGGUACAAAUCGUCGCUUCUAUGACGAUACGACAACAACAUCAUCAGAUUCAGCACCCGCUACUCUUGUCUCGUCUUCAUCAUCUUCAUCACCACCAAGAAAAUAUGAAUUUGGUGCUGUCAGCCCCAAGCUGGAUAAUCCAGGUAUGCAUUAA
This is a messenger RNA of Clunio marinus, 522 nucleotides long. Lineage: Eukaryota; Metazoa; Arthropoda; Insecta; Diptera; Chironomidae. The record is from the annotation of a GenBank genome assembly.